GCUAGACGCACUUGGGACCAUUCGGCCCCAGGCGGGGACCCUCAACCUGCCGCUGACCGUUGUGCUCCGGCCCCCCGCGCCCCCUCCCCCGUCCGGUAACGACACUAACGGUCCGUCCGUCCCGACCUCCGACCCCACGGGGACCCCUCUCCCCGUGUCCAGCCUCAGCCCCGCCGGGGCGAAGAUGGUUCAAGGACAGCUUCAGGAGCGGGGUUAGCGGUGACUUUGGUCGGUGCGGAGCUGGUUGAGGACUGGAAAGGGAGGAGCGUUAGGCCCGGGGAGGCUUUCCCUCGGACCCCAGAGUCUGAGCCUCCACAAGUCGCCAACCAUGACCUGCCCCCCGUCCUCUCCACGAUCCUCCACCCCCCAGUCCGAGCAGCCUCUUGGGCCAGACAAGCAUCCAGAUCAUAAUUGGCAGCUGGGGACAGAGCUGUGGGCUUGGAGCGUGCGGCAGCAGCUGGAUACCCAACUCCGGGCCCGGGGCCAGGCGCCGCCCCGGACGGUUGAGCUGCUGCUGUCCGAGCUGCAGGCCACGUUGGCUGCGGUGCUGGAGGACGGUCGGCCCGGCUCCUGGCUCUACCUGAAAGAAGUGCUGCGGCUCCUGCCCCCUUACCGCAAACUGCUGCAGGGGCGCCCGGAGCUGCUGCCCCUUCUGGAGCAGGUGUACCGCCGGGCCCCCCUGGCCGACGAUGACCUGUGGGAGGCCCUGAUCCAAGCCUUGCCUCCUGACACCUCCCUGCUGGAGAAAUCCACGCACAGUUGUUGCCGGAAGAGGAGCGAGCCCUUAAGCGGAGGCGCCCAACCUCAUGGAGAUCCAGGCUCAGCAGCCCCCUGGGAGCGGCUCUGCCCGUUCAUCUGGGUUGGAUGUGAGGAGAAAUCGGAGGAAAGUCAACUGCAGCCAGAACCCAUGACUCUGUCUGAGCUGCAGUACUGCUUGGGCGUGGUGGGAGCCGAAGUGGUGGAGAGCGAGGGGCAUUGGAGGGCCGGUUUGGGCCUCUUGCCCCUGGCCUUAGCGAUCGACAUCCCCCUGAAGCCUAGCAGUGAGGAGGAGCCCACCCCGGCCUGGGCUGGGACCAGGUCACAGUGGACUAAGUUACCAGACAGCAGCUUGCCAGAGACCCAAGAGGAAGGGCACCGUCCCCGGACACUAGAGCACUCCCAGUUGGGAAGCCAAGUGGCCGCCAUCCUACGGAGACACCGAUUCCUGAGUUACAGCCACUUUUUCUAUCUCAACGUGGCCUCCAGCAGACACUUCAGGCCGUACAGCCUCAAGGUGGUGGCCCGAAACAAGGUGAACCCCGAACACUACAUCUUCUCCCCAUUUGGGGUCCUGCACGUGCAUCCCGUGGAGGGCAGCGAGGCCCUGACCCUGGGCACCUGGCACCGGGAGACCGUACUCUGGCAACUGCUCCAGCACAUCCCCUUCUUCAGACACUGCCUCUUGCGCCGGAGUUUCACCUGGUGGAAGAAGAACGUGAAGGCCCAGCUCCUCCAGAAGACGCGGGCGGUGCUGGGAGCUGAACUGCUCUGUACCGUUCCACACUUUGGAGCCGGCCUGCUGCAUAUCAACAGACUGCUGCAGGAGCUACAUUUGGUAUUCUGGCUGCCCCAGGACCGGGCCACCUGCUACACUUUAGCCGAACUGCAGCGCGCGUUGGCCAGGGAGACCCACCGGGCCCAGCAGCUGCUCCGCAGGUUCCUGACACUCUGCACCACCAUCCUUAACCUGGUGCACGAGGACACAUACCAGAUGCUGCAGGGCCUGCAGGCACGUCUUCAGAGCUGCCAGCGCCUGCAGGUGGACGGCUUCCUGUCCCAGCGGCGCAUCCAGUGCCGAAGACUGGAGGGCAAGCUGCAACUGGCUGAGCUGUGGUGGCAGCGGCUAGGCCGGCUGGGCCGCCUGGUGGACUUCAUGGCUUGCCAGAACCUCAUCACUAUCCUGCAGGAUCAGAUCAGCACGUUCGUGCGCGGCAUUCUCCUGGAGCCACAAGGUGAGGCGUUGCUGUGGACCCAGCUGGUGUUUGAGACAGACAGCCGCUUGGCCCUGCUUCCCCGGGCAGAACUGCUUCUAGAGACCCUAGACUGCGGCCUGCAGAACGUGUUGGCUGUGGCCGUGAGGGUGAUGCAAGCUGACGAGCAGGGGACCAGUCCUGGCUUUGGCCCCAAACUCCGUGAGCCCACCACCGACCAGGCUGCCUCUGAGCCUCCAGCUUCUCUUGGCCUGGAGAAUGAUGGGGAGAAGAAAGAGGAGGCGCUUGACCUUUUGACGCCAGUAGACCGAGGCCAACCCAGCGAGGCCGUGCGCCUCUUCUGCGGUCCAGAGAUGGACCUGAUUAAGAAGUCGGCGGGCAAGUCUGGCCAGGGGCUGGGGCUGCGUGGACAAAGGCUCCGCGGCCAGUACGCUCCCCCAGCCCGGGCCCACCUGCGACAGGGUCUGGACACCAACCCUGGCAUCCAGAGCGCCCUGGCCAUCCAGAAGGCCCUCUUCCAGAGCACUCUACAGGAGGUGUACACGUUCUACAAAGACUACCAGUGGCUGACAGAGAUCCAUAGCUUCGUGCAGAGCUGGAGCGCCAAGCAACUGGAAGACAUGCGGGGCUGGCCGGCCAAGCGUUACCUGCACCUCCUCCAGCAGCUGAGCGCCUGGCGCGAGCAGGUGGCCCAGAUGCCGCCCGUGCUGCUGACCCAGGGCCGCCUGCUGCGGGUAGAUUGCCUCUGUCUGCGAGAUAUCGGGCCCCAGCUGCUGACCAUCACCCAGGCCAUCCAGAGACUGCUGGUACGUGACAGCAUGGAGCGGAGCGAGCGGCUGAUCGGGGAGCUGACCGGCCUGGUGCAACUUUUCCAGAGCGUGGACUCAGACGUUCUCACCAUCGCCCGCUGUUCCCAGAAGCUGGAGCAAGCCAAGAUGCAGAGCGCCGAGCUGGAGGAGCAGGUGGACUACGUACGCUCGCUCAACGAACUCUGCCGCAGCUGCUUCAACCUGUUCGGCCCAGAGGAGGAGACCAUGGAGACUAACAUGCUGGACCUGUGGGAAGCCUUUCUGUUUGAGCGGGACCAGGCUUCAGAAUUCCUCCUCAGCCGGCGCCACUCCAUCGUGCUCAAGCUGCUGGAACAAAUGACCACCGCCAUGGCGGAACUGGAGGCCCUGAUCCACAGAGCCACGACCGGGCCCUUCCUGGACCCCACGCAGGAUCCUCGGAACAUCGAGAGGGAGCUCAUCGGUCUGGACCGCCAGUUCCACGACAUAGUUAGCCGGCUGCUGGAGCUGCACCAAGCCUACACCAUCUUCACCGGGGAGAAGCGGCCCUCCCUGGUGCCAGCUCGUGGGGCCCGGCCCAUCCAGCUGCAGCUGCGCAUCUGGCACCUGUUCCGUGUGGCCUCCGAGCAAAUCAGCGAAUGGAAGUGCCAGGCCUUCGUCAAGUUCAACGUCGGCAAGGCCCUGGAAAAGACAGAAGGCUGGCUCACGGGGGCUUCCCAUCUGGAAGUGGAGCUGGGGAUGCCCAGCCCGGUGCUGCACGCCUGCAGGAAGCUGGUGGAGGGGCUGCAUAGCAUCCUGCCCCUCUUGGCCAAACUGCGGACCUUCCCUCUGCAAGGACCAGGCUGGCAGGCUGUCUUUCGAGCCAUGGAAGUGAGCUGCCCCAGUAACGUGGAGCUCCUGACCCUGGCCCAACUGCUCUCUUACCCACUGCUGGAGUUCCGUGACCACAUUCACGAAAUCUGGUUGAGCGAGACCGGGCACAGCCAAGCCCAAGAGAUGCUGCUCCGGCUGCAGCGGGCCUGGCAGGAACACAAGCUGCGCCUGGUCAACCUGAUUCUGCGGGUGCCCUACGAGGCCCCCCAGACCGACCGCACCAAGCGCCACCUGCCCCCCCGCACCCAUGGGCCCCAGUGGGACACGGUCACCAAGGACAGUGGCACCUUCAUCCUGGCUGACCAAGGUCACCUGAAGGAGCUGAUCCAGGAGGGCCUGCAGAUGCUGCAGAAGAUCUCGCUGUCGCCUUAUGGAGGGGAGAGCAGGGAGCAGGCCCGUAAGUGGGCAGCCAUGCUCCAGGGCCUCAGGACCCUGCUGGACGUGUGGGUGCGGUGUCAGCAGAAGUGGGUUUUCCUGAACAAGGUCCUGUACGAAAUGAAGAUCGACUUUCCCAGUCCCGAGCUGCGCUUGCAGUUCCAGACGGUGGACGACCAGCUGCGGACCCUGAUGCGGGUCUCGGUGGCCGAUCCCCUGGUGCUGUCCUGCGUCCUGCCCGGCGUCCGGCGGGACCCGCAGUACCAGGGGGAGCAGCUGCGCCUGCUGCUGGUGAGCGGGGCGGAGAAGCUGGAGGGCAUCGUGGGGGCCCUGGAGGCCGUCCUGGAGCGGGCCCGGUCCCGCUUCCCUCGCCUGUUCUUCCUGAGCGACGACGAGCUGGUGGCCCUCAUGGCGGCCCCGGCGGAGCCGGCCGAGGCGGAGGCCUGGGCCCGGCGCUGCUUCCCCCAGGUCCUGGCCGUGGUCUUCGAGACCAGCCCGGCCGAGGCGGAGGAGAGGGGCGGGGGCGGGGAAGGGGAGGGUGCGGGCGUGGAGGCCCGGCUGGUGCGGGGCCCCUGCGGGGAGGAGCUGGCGCUGCGGGCCUCCCUGCCCCUGCCCCAGGACCUGACCCAGUGGCUGGCCCGCCUGGAGCUGUGGCUGCGGGCCACCCUGGUGCACGCGCUGCAGGAGGGCGUGGCGGCCCGGACGGCCCUGCGGCAGCCCCUGGACCGGGCCUUCGAGCAGCCGCCGCCGCCCGGCCAGGUGCCCCUGCACCUGCACUCGCAGCACUGGCUGCAGCUGGCGGCCGCCUUCCCCUGGCAGUGCGUGCUGGUGGCCGAGGAGGUGGCGUGGCGGGCCGAGGCGGAGGACCACCUGCUGGCCGGCGGCCCCGGGGCCGUGAGCCGGCUGCUCCAGAAGCAGGCGCGCAAGCUGGAGGCCCUGGUUCACUUCAUCCGCAGCCAGCACGAGCACCGGGGCGGCCGGCCGGGCCUCUGCCCCCGGCUGGCCAGCCUGCUGGCGGCCCUGGUGGCCAUGGCCGUGGGGCACCGGGACGCCCUGGGGGUCCUGCAGGACCAGCAGGUCGGCGGCCCGCGGGACUUCGACUGGGCCCGGCUGCCCAAGUACCACCUGGACCCGGCCCCCCGCAAGGCGUGCCCCUCCCAGGGGGCGCCGCCCUCCCCCCCGGCCGCCUGCUGGGUGGAGGUCCUGGGCACCCAGUGGCACUACGACUACGAGUACCUGGGCCCGCGGGCCCAGGGCCUGGCCACCACCCUGCUGGACCGGGAGGCCCUGGGGCUCUGGCUGGCCCUCCGGCAGGAGGUGGUGGGGGCGGUGCUGGGCCCCACGGGCACGGGCAAGGGCACGGCCGUCAAGGCCCUGGCGCGGGCCCUGGGCCGCCACCUGGUCACCCUGCCCUGCUCGGCCCAGACCGGGCCCACCUGCCUGCGCUCCUACCUGAGCGGGGCCCUGCAGUCCGGCUCUUGGCUACUGCUGCGGGACGCCGGACGCCUGGCCCCGGGGCUGCUCUCGGGGCUGGGCCAGCGGCUGACGGCGGUCCGGCGGCUCCUGUCCGGCCUGGACCGGGGGCCCGGCCCGCCCAGGGACCCGGCCCAGCCCCUCGUCCUGGGCUCCGGCUUGCUGGACGAGCGGCGGGUGCAGGUCCGGGCCGGCUACGGCUGCUUCCUGACCCUGCGGCGGCUGGGCCCCGCCGUGCCGGCCAACCUGCGCCUGGUCUUGCGCCCGUUGGCCCUGGCCCCGCCGGACCCGCGCCGGGUGGCCGAGGUGCUGCUCCUGGGGGCCGGGCUGCGCGAGGCCCGGACGCUGGCCGCCCACCUGGCCGCCUUCCUGGCCCUGGAGCGGGACCUGGGCGCCGCGCCGCCGCCCUGCCGCCUGGCCCUGCUGCUCCGGGUGCUGGAGGUGAUUCUGCAGGCCCCCCGGGUCCCGCCCGCCGAGCCCGGCCUCCCGCCGCCGGCCCCGUCCGGCCCGGGGGCGGCCGUGGAGGCCGUCGUCGCCGAGGCCCUGCUCCGGUCCCCGCUCUUCGCGGGGCCCGACGGCCCGCGCCUGCGGCUGGAGCGGGCCCUGGCCUCGGAGCUGGGCGAGGCCGGCCUGCACCCCCACCCCGACCUCCUGGUCCCCAUGGAGCAGCUGAGCCGGGCCUUGGGCCGGGCGACGGGCGUCCUCCUGCUGGGCCCCCCGGGCAGCGGUAAGACCACGUGCUGGCGCGUCCUGGCCAAGGCCCAGAACCGGCUGGUGGCCCGGGAAGGGCCCGGGCGCUUCCGGCCCGUGGAGGUGGCCUGCCUGUACCCCGGCAGCCUGGCGCCGCGAGAGUUCCUGGGCUGGUGGGACGGGCUCAGCUGGCGGGACGGGGUCUUCCCGCGGCACCUGCGCGGGGCGGCGGCCACCGCGCUGCCGGGGCCGGCCGCCAGGACCCAGCACUGGCUGGUGUGCGACGGGGCGGCCCACUCCAGCUGGCUGGACCCCAUCGCCUCCCUGCUGGGCCAGCCCCCGCAGCUCAGCCUGCCCAGUGGCCAGCAGCUCCCGGCCCCCCCGGACACCUGGCUCCUGCUGGAGCUGGCCGAGGCGGCCGAGGUGUCCCCCGCCGUGACGGCCGGCUGCGGCCUGGUGUGGUGCGGGGGCCAGCAGACCUGGCGGGCGCUGCUGGGGGCCCUGAUGGCCGCGCUGCCCCAGCAGUACGACCUGGCCCCCGCCACCCUGGCCGCCCUGUCCUGCCUGGCCGACGAACUGGUGCCCUCCGUCCUGCGCUUCUCGGCCCAGCACGGGGGCUGCCUGCUGCGGACCCACGCGCAGCCUCAGCCGGCCCCCGGCGUGACCGAGGUUGGCACCCUGGCCCGGAUCUUCCGAGCCCUGCUCGACCCCCAUCUGCGCCUCAAGGAGGAAGUCAGGAGCCAGAGGGCAGGCCUAGGUUGCCACUCGGCCCAGGCCUCGACAUCUCAGCCGGAGAACCUCAACACGGACGGCUCGGCGCGGAACGGGCCCGAGGCCCAGGGCCGAGAUCGCCCCCACCCACUGGCCCUCAGCUGUUUCGUCUUUGCGUUCAUCUGGGGGUUCGGGGCCCACCUGCCCUCCAGGGUGUGGCCCCUCUACGACAGCUUCAUCCGCUCCACGGUGGCCCACCACCCCUUCUGCCCGAAGCUGCCGUCCACCGACUCCGUUUUCGACCUCUACCCCUGCCCGGAGAGCGGGACCCUGGUGGCCUUCGCGGGCACCUACCUGAGCUGCCGCAUGAAGGCGUCCCCGGGGGGGUACGGCCCCCUCCCGCAGAAGGCGGAGCGGAUUCUGUUCGUGACGGACCUGCUCCUGGAGGCCGGGCAGCCCGUGAUGCUGGCCGGGGAGACGGCCUGCGGGAAAUCCACCUUCCUGGAGACCCUGGUGGAGCCCCACUACCUGUGCCAACACGUGCCCGUCUCCCCGGCCCUCGGCCUGGCCCAUCUGCGUCGCCUGCUGAUCCAGGGCGCCCAGGGCCUCGUCUCCUCCCGGAAGGCCCCGGGCCAGACGCUGCAGCCGCCCCCAGAGGGCAAGAACCCGCCCCUCUUCCUGCUGGAGGACCUGCACGCCGCGGCCACCGAUCCGGAGCGGAACUGCCAGCCGGUGCUGGAGACGCUGCGCCAGGCACUGUCGAAGCACAAAUGCUACAGCGGCGAGUCCCUGGAGGCCCAGCCGCUGCCGGCCGCCAACUACCUGGGCACCGCCACGGUGGCCGCCGCCCCCGGCCGGGCCCUGUGCCCGCGGCUCGGCCGCCUGUUCGCGGUGCUGGCCCUGCCCGACCCGACGCGGGCGGCGCUGCUGGCCCUGCACGGCCCCCGGCUGCUGAACUGGCUGGCACGCUUCCCCGUCCUGGAGCGGGCGGCGCAGAUCUCCGAGGCCCUGCUGACCGCCAGCCUGGACGCCUGGGAGGCCGUGCGGCGCCGCUUCCCGCCCUCGCCCCGUCGCCCGCACUACCGCUUCUCCGCCCACGAGCUGGCCAAGCUGCUGGCCGGCCUGGAGCUGCUGCCGCCCCGGGCCCGGCGCUCGUCCCUGGGCCCGGAGGGGGAGGUGGAGACGCUGCGACGGCUCCUGGCCGGGCUGCGGGGCCCCCAGCGCACGGCCCUGCUGGGCACCCGCACCCUGGCACGCCUCUGGCUGCACGAGGCCCAGCGCACCUUCCGGGACCGGCUGCUCACCGGCGCCGAGCGCGCCCGCUGCACCAGGCUGCUGGUCCGGGCCCUCAGCCGGGCCCUGCUGCUGGCCAAGGGGCCCGCGGCCGGACCCAGCAAGGAGGGAGCGGCCCGGUCGCAGGACGAGGACGAGGACGACGACGACGAGGAGGAGGACGAGGAGGAGGAGGACGAGGAGGUGUCCGAGGUGGAGUCGGAGGGGGAACUGGACCUGUGGGAGGCGGAUUUCGAGGCCGAUCUCGAGGCCGACAGCGACGCGGACCCCGCCGAGGGCUCGGAGGACCUGCGGGCUCCGCUCUCCGCCUGGGCCCCCGACUGCCCGCCCCCACCCGGGCCCGGGGCGCAGCUCAAGAGCCACGAGGACCCGGGGGAAGGCAGGAGGCCGGAGGCGGACAAGGCCAGAGAACCCAACCGAGACAGGGCCCGGAAGGCGGGGCGGGACAGGGGCCGGAGGGUGGACGUGGAGGGAGAGGUGGUGGGCCUCGGGCCCCGGGGCGUCGAGCCCUCCCUGAGCGUGAGCUCCAGGCUCCUGAGCAGGGCGUCCAGGAUCCGGCGAUCGAGGAUCUCCCGCCAGAGCAGCGCCGUGCAGCCGUCGUUCUCCCAGAUCCUGCUGCCGCUCCUGCCCUCGGCGGAGCAGGCCCAGGACCUGCUGUUCUGCCAGGAUCUGGUGGGCUCGGCCCCGCUGGCCGAGGACCCGGGCCCCUACCGGGAGCAGAGCUGGGAGGCCCUGGAGGCGCAGCUGGAGGCGGCCGUGCGGGAGCCGGGGCCCGGGGACCGCCUCGUGCUGUGCCGCCCCUUCGCCCGCCACGUGGCCUCCCUGGCCCGCACCCUGGCCGGGCCCCGGCGGCACGGCCUGCUGCUGUCCGCCGGCCCGGGCGCCGGGCGCCGCGCCGCCUUGGGCCUGGCUGCCCGCCUCUGCCGGGCGCGGCUCUUCCGGCUGCCCACGGGCCCCGAGGCGCCCGCCGGCCCCUGCCUCCGGGAGGCCUGCCGGCACGCCGGCGUCCUCAACCAGCCGGUGGCCCUGCUGGUGCCCGAGGCGGUGGGCGAGGCCACCCUGCACGAGCUCCUGGCCCUGGCGGCCGCGGGCAGCUACCCCGGCCAGUAUUCCGAGGACGAGCUGGCCGACAUCGCCGCCCGGAUGCCCGAAGAGAGCUUCAGGGUCAAGCGCAACAUCAAGCGGGAGAUGAUCCUGCAGAGGUUCUACCAGCUGGUGAGCAGAAACCUGCACCUGUUCGUCCUGCUUCCCGUUCAGCCGGAGCCCCCCCCGCACCCUUUCCUACUCACGGUCCUCCUCAACCUCGCCUCCUCCGUGGAUUUCUACGAGCCCUGGGACCAGUCCUCCCUGCUGUCGGUGGCCAGCCGACACCUCCGGGACGCUCUGAGCUCUCCCCACAGUGUUGGUGAGGUGCCCCGACCCGGGGCCUUGGGCACCUUUCUGACCUCGGGCCGCCCCGUCGGGCUCGGGGCCUCGCCGCUUCCCUUCCCCGGCCCAUCUCCCGCCCAACUGCCCCGCCUCCGGCCCCGGCCCCAGGAGUUCCUGGCCGCCCACUCGGAGUCCGUGGCCAACAUGGCCCGCGCUGUGGCCCUCGUGCACCAGUCAGCCGCCAGCUACUGUGCAGCUCUGAGCCCGCAGCUGCCCCUGGCCACCCCCACCGCCUUCCUGGACUUCCUGGACACCUUCUUAGUGCUGGGGGAAGACCUUCAGCAGAAGACCCACAGCGAGGCCCAACGCACCCAGAUGGUCCUGGAGAAGCUGAGCAAAGUGCUGGGCCAAACCCUGAUCCAGGGCCACUACAUUCGAAGUCUGAGACAGCAACUGAGCGAGGCCCAAAAGCCUGUUCCGUGCCGCCGCCAGAACGUGCAGAGGUGUCAGGAGCUCCUGGCCCAAGACCUGGCCCUGCACGAGCAGCAGCUGAAGGAAUGCCGGUUCAAGGAGGUGCUGAUCAACGACCUGUCCAAGCAGCACGACGUACUGCAGCAGCAGCAGGACCGCCUGCAGGAGCAGGUGGCCACCGUUUACCUGAGGGCCACGGCCAAGCUGCAAGAGGCCCACGUGGAGGAGCUGCGCAGCUACCGGGCUCCCCCGGCUCCCGUGGUCACGGUGACCGACGCCCUCUGCACCCUGUUCGGGUGCCAGACGGGCUGGGAGAGUGCCAGGCAACUCCUGUGCCGGGACAACUUCUACCAGGAGCUGCUCUUCUUCCCCAAGGAGGAGCUGGAGGCGGCCCGCGCCGAGGCCCUGCUGCACGCGCUGGAGGCCCCGGGCUGGGACGAGGCGGCCCUGCGCAGGGUCAGCCUGGCGGCCGCGGCCCUCGCGACCUGGCUCCGGGCCGUCCAGCGGUACGGGGCCGUGACCCGUCGGGGGCAGCUGACCAGAGAGCAGCUGGUCAAGGUGAAGGCCCAGCUCCUGCGGGAACAGGCCUGGCUGGGCCGGUGCCACCUGCGGGCACAGGAGCUGCAAGAGCGCAACUACAGUCUCAGCCUCCAGCUGCAGGAGGCCCAGGAUGCCAAGAACAAGCUGGACGCCCUGCUGGCCCGGGCCCUUCAGGGCCACCGCCAGGCCUGCCACCUGGGACGGGUGAUCGCCGGGCCCCUGAAAACCUGGACCGCCACCGCCCAGGAGCUGGAGAGACACUGCCUCACGGUUCCGGGGGACGCCCUGGUCUGCGCGGCCGCCGUCUGCUACCUGGGCCCCUUCCCGCCCGCCCGGCGCCAGGAGCUGCUGGACAAGUGGCUGGCGCUGUGUGGGGGCCGAGAGGACCGGCUGGAGCCGGACGACCUGGGGCUGGAGCUGGAGCGGGCGCUGGGCUCCCCGCCGGCCCCCGCCUCGCCCCUGCUGCCCACCCGCACCACCUUCAGCCUGCCGGCGGUGCUGAGCUCCGAGGUGGAGCAGCGCAUCUGGGACCGCAGCCUGAAGCCCCAGGACCCCUACGCCCGGACCACGGCCCUGCUGCUGCGCAGCCACGCCCGCAGCUGCCCCCGCCGCUGGCCCCUGCUGCUGGACCCUAACCAACAGGCCAACACCUGGCUCCUGCCCCUGCCGCCGCCGAGGCCCGAAUGGAGCCUGGAGGACCCGAAACCCGGAGAGGAGGAAGACCAGCCCGCCCAGGAGGCCCCCAAGUCGGACGAGGCCUCUCUGACCUCCUUCCCGCUGCUGACCGAGCUGCAGGUCUUCUCGGCCCUGGAUCCGGACCUGGGGUCCCAGCUCCUGGAGGCGGCACAGGGCGGCCACUCGGUCCUGCUGACCAACCUGGAGGUGGCAGACCGUGCCCGGAGCUGCAGUGGCUGCUGCGGCGGGACCAGCUGGGCCCCGCAGGUGCAGCGGCCUUUGCUGGAUCUGCCCACGCUGAAGAGACUGACCGUGCUGGACCCUGGGCUGAGCUGCGGGGGGCUGGAGGAAAGUUUGCUGCAGAAGGUGCUGGUCUGCAAGCGGCCGGAGCUGGACAUCCACUGGCGGACCCUGCAGCUCAGCAUCCUGGACGCCCAAGAGCGGCUCGAGGCCGGGCAGGAGGAGCUGCUGAACCUGGCGUGGCAAACUCAGGAGGACCAGCUGAGCCAGGAAGCGUUCCUGGAGCAUAUCGCUCAGUGCCAGGGCCACCUGGGCCAGCUGAGCGCUCACCUGGAGCACCUGCGGGAGCUGCAGGCGCAGGAGGCAGAGCUGUACACGCAAUACCAGCAGGUGGCCCGGGUCGGGGGGGCCCUGGCCCAGGCCCUGGCCCAGCUGGAGCGGCUGCACCCACUCUACGCCUUCCCGCCGGCUCACUGCCUGGAGCUGCUCUGCAAGGCCCUGCUCGCCCUCCGGCACCAAAGCCCCGAGCCCGGCCAGGACCUGGCCAGUCACCUGCUGGAGCUGGGCGCCGGCCUGGCCCGCCAACUGCUGAGCAGCGCUCUGGCCAACCUGCGCCCUCCCGACGCGCCGCUCCUGGGGGCCCUGGGGGCCCUGGCCCUGCUGAGGCUGGACGGCCAGGUCCCCGCCCUCGAGUGGCUGGCGCUGUGCCCGGGGCUGGGGGCCGUGAGGGCGCCGGGGCCGGGGAGGAGGGCCUCGGGUAAGGGGCUGGCCCGGCCCGGCUGGCUGAGCGCCCGCGCGUGGCGCGAGUGCGGGCUCCUGGAGCUGCUGAAGCCCUUCCGAGGCCUGCGGGCCUCCCUGGCCGGGCGCCCGGACGCUUGGCGGGAGUACCUGGCGCUGCGCUCCACGGUCCUGGGUCCCACGCCGGACCUCGGGCCCCUCAGCCUCCUCCAGAAGCUGAUCCUGUGGCGGGUGCUGCGGCCCAAGAAGUUGGCCCUCGCCCUGGCGGACCUCACCACCUGCCUGCUGGGUCGCCCGCUCUCCGAGGACGAAGGCCCGGCGGCCAGCCCUUACGGCCAGACUCAGGCCAACCGCCCCCUGCUCUUCCUGCUGCCCCCGCCGGGGCACCCGACGGACAUCACCCACCCCCUGACCUGGAUCGAGCACAUGGCCGCCGAGCAAGAGAAGCCGCUGCAGGUGAUCGCGCUGGGAGCCGAGAUGUGGGACUCGCCCCCGGUGGUGAUCCGGGCCCUGGAACGGGCCAUGCACAAGGGGCACUGGCUGGUCCUGGACAACUGUCACCUGCUGCCCCACUGGCCCCCCGAGCUCCUGGACCGGCUGCACGGCCUGCUGGAGGGUGCGUCCGGUGACGCCCACUCCCCGGCCCCAGUCGUCUUGCACCAGAAGUUCCGCCUCUGGCUCAUCGCCACCAGCACGGCCACGGACGGUCUCCCCGUGGUUCUGGCGCAGCGCUCGGCUCGACGGUUCUGCGAGCGGCCCCUGGAGCUGCAGGGGCUCCUGCUGCGGUCCAUGUCCGAGGUGCAGGAGCUGCCCACGCCUCACCCCGUGCGGCGGACUCUCCCUCUGCUGCUGCUGCAUGGGAUCCUGCUGCACCGCCAGCUCUAUGGGGGCUGGGUGCAGUCCCGGCUGCCGGCCUGGCCCCAGGAGGAACUGUUCAGGGCGUUGGAGCUGCAGGUGCAGCUCCAGAAAAGCCUCCGCAACCCUCAGCAGGCCAUGCAGGCCCUGACAGGCUUGGUUCUGUACGGAGGGGCCGUGGCCGACCCCGGGGACCGGGAGGUUCUGCAGAGCCUGGCGCAGGCCUGCCUGGGGGCGCACGGCAGCCCGCGGGCCCCGCCGCCGCACAGCCCCCAGGGCCUGCUCGCCGCCCUCACCCCGAGCCCAGAGCUGCUGGAAUACGAAGCGGCGGCGGAGAGCCAGACCCGCCUGCGGCUGCUGCCGACCCCACCCGAGCCCGGGGACUGCGGGGUGAGCGCCGGGCCCCAGGACGCGCUGCUGGGCCGCCAGAGCCGCGCCCUGCUGGCCGCCCUGCGCCGGACCCUGGACCCCUGGGGGCCCGAGCCCCGGCGGCGCGGCGGGCCCGGGGAGAGGCUGCCGCGCCGUCUGCGCCGGGGCCUCGUGCGGCUGGAGGAGCUGCGGCAGCUGCUGCUGGGCCGGGGGCCCGAGGAGGGCGGGCCCGAGGCCCGGCCGGAGCCCCGGGGGCCCCUGCAGCGCUUCCUGGAGGCCGAGCUGGCCGAGCUGCGGGCCCUCCUCCCGCACCUGCAGCGGGACCUGCGCUGCCUGCUGGACCAGCUGGCCGGCCGGCCCUGCGCCUCCGCGCACUGCGCCGCGGUGCUGCGGGCGCUGCGGGCCGGCCGCCUGCCCCCGGCCUGGCGGCGCCACACGCCCGCCGGGCCCCAGCCCCCUUGGCACUGGCUGCGGCAGCUGGGGCGCCGGGGGCGCCUGCUGGCGGCUUACCUGGGGCUGGGGGCGGCGGCGGCCCCUCCGCGCUCCUUCCACCUCUCGGCCUUCCUCAACCCGCGGGGGCUGUUCCUGGCGCUGCGCCAGGAGGCGGCCGCCACGGCCGACAGAGAGCCGGCCCUCUCGGAGCUGGAGCUGGAGCUGCAGGUUCUGCCCGCCGACCGGGCCCCCGCGCCCCCGGUGGGCGGCGUCCUGGUGGAGGGGCUGGAGCUGCACCACGCGGCGUGGGACCCGCGGGCCGGGGUGAUGCGGGCGGGGGCCUCGGGCCGGCCCAGCCCCCUGCCCCCGGUGACGGUGCGGCCCGUCGGCCGCCAGACCCCGGCCGCCCCCGCCGCCUCCCCUCAGCGCCCCUACCUCUGCCCCGUCUACCUCGGGGGGCCCCACGGGCGGACCCGGCUGAACAGCUCCCAGGUGCUGCUGCGCCUGCCUCUGCCCACCACCCUGGCCUCCGCCACCUGCACCCAGCGCCGGGUCCACGUGUGCAGCCCCCCCCUGCCCCCCUCAGAUCGAGACCCCUCUGCUACAUAAAUAAAGAUCUAUUCCGUGUACAAAACCCAA
Molecule: messenger RNA, 14500 nt
Organism: Ornithorhynchus anatinus (platypus)
Lineage: Eukaryota; Metazoa; Chordata; Mammalia; Monotremata; Ornithorhynchidae
Gene: DNHD1
Product: dynein heavy chain domain 1
Biological process (GO): microtubule-based movement
Cellular component (GO): dynein complex
Molecular function (GO): dynein intermediate chain binding; minus-end-directed microtubule motor activity; ATP binding
Source: RefSeq, a predicted model, not a curated record